Psylliodes chrysocephalus is the source of this 953-nucleotide messenger RNA. Lineage: Eukaryota; Metazoa; Arthropoda; Insecta; Coleoptera; Chrysomelidae. The record is from the annotation of a GenBank genome assembly.
CAGGAAAAAUAAAAAUGAUGUUCGAUACCAUGACACAAUGCAUCAAAGGCUUAGAAAAAAUAUUAGACGAAAAUGCCGCUCUAAACGAUCCCGUAGAUAUUAGAAAAUGUUUGUUGCUGUUUAACUCAGACAUUAUAUUAACCGUAGCAUUCGGCUUAGACGUCGAUAGCUUGAAAAACCCCGAGAAUGAUUUUAGAAAACAAUUCGCAAACGUAUUCAAACUGUCGCUCAAAAGUAUCAUCAAAAAAUUUAUUUCCGAUAAUUUUCCGCAAUGGCUCUUAGUUGCUCUACAAUUCAGAUUAACCAAUAAAGAAGCAGAAGAUUUUUUUAUAAAAGUAGUCAAAGACAUUGUCGAGUACAGAGAAAAGAACAAUAUUUAUCGAAAAGAUUUCAUGUAUCUAUUAAUUCAAAUAAAAAACACUGGAGAAACUACAGACAAUGAGAGUCUUAACUCGAACAGUACCAUGAAGCACUUGUCGUACAGUGAAAUGGCUGCUCAAGCUAUUACAUUUUAUAUUGCUGGAUUUGAGACAUCUUCAACCACAGUGUCUUUCGCUUUAUUUGAAUUAGCUCUUCAUACUGACAUUCAAAAUCGACUUAGAGAAGAAAUUCAGUUAGUAAUGAAGAAACAUAAUAAUCAAAUAACUUACGAUGGUAUCAUGGAGAUGGAAUAUUUGGAUAUGGUAUUUCAAGAAAGCUUACGUAAGAAUUCCACAGCUUCAGCUCUUUCGAGACAAUGCAACAAAACGUAUCCUAUUCCUGGUACCGAUGUUGUUAUUGAACCGGGAAUAGAAGUGGUGAUACCAGUUUAUGGACUUCACAAUGAUCCGGACUAUUUUCCUGAACCUGACAAAUUCGACCCUGAACGAUUUAAUCAAGAAAAUAAGAAAAAAAUACCGCCUUAUGCGUAUGUACCGUUUGGAGAAGGACCCCGAAAUUGUGUUGGUAAGGUU